GUACAAUAUUGAAUAAGUAAAUAAGUAUCGUUGAUGGUGGGAAUAUAAUCUUGAUCCAUUCGUGGAAUGACGUUUUCCCGUUAUACAGAACUCAGUAUCACGUUUUCGUGGACAUGAAUUAAAGUGUAAGAAGUAGGUAAACUUGCGAAGCGAAGGUGGUAGCAUGAGAAAACGGAUAUCUGGCACUUCCGUUACAUUUUAUUUGUGUGUCGUCGUGAAAAGUAAAAAAGUAAAAAUAAAGAUAUGCGAGCAUUAUUGCCUAAAAUAUAGAGAGGACGAGGGAUAUUUAUUACUGGAAAAGUGAACUAGGCGGUCCUGGAAUGUAAUCUCAUUGCCUUCCUCAGGAUACUUUAAUUGGGACCAUUGUGGAAGGCAGCAAAUAAAUAUCAGUUCUCAAAAUUGAAUCGUCAACAGCAACCCAGUACGUUCUGUCUUAUUCCAUUGACUCAGGCUUACGCAAAGGCCUCAGGAUAGUACCACCGGGAAGUACGAUGUCAGAUGGGAUCGGGAGUGGUGGUGGGGAAAACGAGGUAGACUCUCGUUCCUCUUCGCGAAUCGAGGUCGGAGAGUCGUCAAAUCAUAGGGAAGACGAAAGCUUAGAUCCAGACAAUGAAGGAGCCCUUAACACAAACUACGACAGUGGAGAUGGAGCGGUUCCAAUAUUUCGGUGCGACCGCUGUGAUAACUACGAAACAAUAAAUAAAACUGCAUUUUGUGCGCAUCAGGACCAGUGCAUGUUAAGUGGUGAGGCAGGAGAAAGUGCGGAAGGUAUCGAGGGGAAUGAGAAUGACGGGGAUGGAGAAGAAGGACACUCAGGCCACAGAACGCAUCGUAAGCUCUUUGAGUGCGAUGUUUGCAACAUGAAAUUUUCCAAUGGUGCUAACAUGAGACGGCACAAGAUGAGACACACUGGGGUGAAACCUUACGAGUGUCGAGUGUGCCAAAAGAGAUUCUUUCGGAAAGAUCACCUUGCUGAACAUUUCACAACGCAUUCUAAAACACUGCCCUACCACUGUCCAAUAUGCAACAGAGGCUUUCAACGACAAAUUGCGAUGCGAGCCCACUUUCAAAACGAACAUGUAGGCCAGCAUGACAUGGUGAAAUCCUGUCCACUUUGCAGUUACCGAGCUGCUACGAUGAAGUGUCUUAGGCUACAUUUUUUCAAUAGACAUGGAAUCGACCUCGAUAAUCCUGGACCAAACAGCUCCACAUCUCUAAUGAAUAGUUGUACACCCGGAGAGGCUAUACCUUCUGCACCUUUAUCUGACAGCGGAGAUAGUACGGGAAAUAGAUCAGCAGACAACGCAACGCCACCAAUGCAUUUUCUUACUCCUCAUGUGGAAAUAUCCAUCCCUUAUCAAGAACACACGUCGAAUCAACGCAACCCAAGUCCUGCCCCAUUGAAUGGGGAUAGUCCAAACAGUCCGCAGAGUGCGGACAGUAACAGUAAUGCUCCAAGCAGUAGCCAUCAUCAGAUUACAGUCAACAGCAGCGCUGUGCACAGGAGUGUCGGUGGCUGCGAAGAUUCUAUUACUCCAUCGAUUUCUUUGAUUCCUAUCAAGCAAGAGCCAAACAGUAAUGGAACAGAAGAUUCAGGGGCAACUUCGAGUAAUCUUCCUUUGCCAUCUUUAAUAAAAGUCUCUCCGUUAAAGUCAUUGCUCAGGGAUGAUCUUCGUAGAAAAUUAUCAUCCAAUACAAGUGUGAGCAAUUCAAGUGGUAACUUACAUUCACGAGGUGAGCCACCUACAUCAACAAGGCCAGAUCCGCGAAGCAGUGGAUUGCAAUGUACGCAUUGUAGAAUAACAUUUCCUGACCAAACGUUAUAUUUUCUCCACAAGGGUUGCCAUAGCGAUAGUAAUCCAUGGAAGUGUAACAUAUGUGGAGAACAAUGUUGCAAUUUGUACCAAUUCAAUUCGCAUUUGCUGAGCAAAAGCCACCAGUAAAGUGAAAAAACAAACAAACGUUAGCAGCAGGAAUGUGACGUUAAUAUUAAAGAUUAAUUCGCCCACAACGUUAGUGUAUAUGUUGUGGCCCAUUUACCAAGUCAAGUACGUUGGUGAAAUGGAAGCGUAAUGAUAGCGAUCUAUGUUUUUCAUUUACCAAGUUGGAAGUCUUUUUGGUAAAGUAAACGAAAGAGUAAAUGACGUUAAUUAAUCGCGAUAUCUACAUCUAGAAAUGCAUAUAUACUCGAGUAUAGUGGGAGGUAGGACGGUAGAUAUGUGAAAAAAUACUUUGGACACAAUCGAAACAGAAGUUUGUUGCAAUAAUUUAUUACUAUUGAACUUGUACGAUAAAGUACAUAAAAAUAUAGAUAUACUUAUAUAAUAUUGACGUGUGUGUGAUAUAAAGAGGCUUUGAAGACAUAGUACAAAAUAUUUGUAUCGCUAUCAGAAAGGCAAUUCACUGGGACCAUCUGUAACUUCUCUGUACUCGAGUGACGUUAUUAGCUUGACUGUACAUAAAAGAGAUAUAUAAAUUCUGUUUUUGGAGCAUAAUUAGGAGCUUAACUCAUUUCGAAUUAAGUCAGAAUCACUGCGUUCAUUUGAUCAUUGCUCUGAUAGAAGUUACCUAUUUAGGUUUUAUCAGCGUUUUACAAACCAAAUAGUUAAGUGGAACGUCCCGCAUAUAUUCCGGCUCUUCUUCUCACUGUACUCUAAGACAAGUUCCCAUAUUUAUGAAAAAUAUCAUAUCCGGACACGUUCGUGCCUUCGAAAGAAUUAAAAAAUUCAGUCCGUUGUGCUGUCACCAAGUGAACUAUCCGUCCAUAGGGCUUAAAAAAAAUAUAAAUAAAUAUAUAUGUAUAUAUAUAUCUAUAUAUAUAUAUAUAUUCCAAGCUCUAUUCAUAGAUUUAACGUAGUUAGGUAAUCACUUCAGUAGAUUGGACUUAAUUUUAAAUACCUAAUUUCUAAUUCAAACAAAGUAUUCGUCUGCAAGACAAUUUCUCAACAAUUACAGGUAACUCGUACAUGAUUAUUUCGUAACUUGACAAGCUGAAAAUUAUUUAACAUAAGUCCAACAAAACUUCAUAUCACUGUAAAACAGCAUUGAAGAACUUUCGAUUGUUCUGAAAGAUAAUGUCUAAUCUAUUCGAAAAAAGGUAGCUAAAAUACCAUAAAUAAUUAUAUUUGACCUUAGUAAGUAUUUAGAAUGUAGUAUUUCGCUCUUAUCGCGCUGUUAAAGUGUUUAAAACGGACGAUAUAUUCUACAAGUUCUAUUACUUGGUAACUCCAUUACUAUUGGGCAUCAAUUGUACUAAACAACUAUUACGAGUACUUUGCAAUAACCCGGGUUGUUUAGAAAAAAAAAUUUACAAUGUAUAACUAAUUCAAAUCGGGGUUUAUCAUUUACAAAAAUCUUCUCGGGUUUUCUCUAUUUCCUAAGUUCUUGUGUAAUAUUGUGUAAUUUUUUUUUGGAGAUUGUAGCUUUUACGUCCGUGGAUUAUAUGAUUUUUCGCUCUAUACACUGUAGCAAUUAGAUGCUGGACGUUACGCGGAACACAACCAGGCCAUUUCUAGGCCUACAGAUUUUUAUUUGUUGUUACAUUUUUAAAAAUAUCCUACCAGAGUUCGUAAUGAUUUAGUUGAUCGCAAGUCACUCCUCAGAUUUAGGUCGGUGGAAAAAUCCGAAACGAACAAAUUAAUAGUUAAAAUGCGUAAUGUCGUUGCUGCGUUUUUCUUAAAUGGCUGAAAUCCACGUACCAGUAAAACUGGCAUUAAAAGUGAUGUACAGGGCACAAGCCACAGAGCGCAUACUACGCUAUAUUAGUGGCAAAAUUCGUGACGUUUCAUAAAUUUCUUACAAAAUCGUUGAACACAUUUGAGAGAUCGGGCAAUAUACAAAAAUAAUAACUAAAACUGUUAGUAAUAAGUUCAAAUUGAAUUACAAAUGAUUUAACGUUGGCGGAUUUUGCUACUGUUUGUAUAAAUAUUUUUAAUAUAAAUAUUUGUACAGAUGGAGAAUAGAAAAUUCUUGAAGAAAAAAAUCGAAUGAUAGAGAGUAAAGUUUAAAUAGUAUACAUAUAUAAUAUGUAUACAUGUAUUUAAUUAUACCACACUGCUGUAAAUGGUUGUAGUUAUGUAAUAACUAUUCUGUAUAUCGAGUUAUAUUUAAUAUGAUUAUUAUUUAUUAGUAAAUAAGUAACUUAUUGCCUUGCAUUCCACAAACAGAACACGUAUGCUAAACUAAAAUUUAGGUGCGCACGUUAAUGGUGCUGUUGUAAAAUACGAGGUGGGUUAAAUUUGUGAAACAAAAUAACUUAUUCUAUUUCGAAACAUUGAACAGUUCAACUUUAUUUUGUCUCACUCAAUGAUAAUUUAUUACAUUUACAUUUGUUUUCUCUUAUCUCUCUUAAGUCGCAAUAUUACGCCUUUUUACCAAAGCAUCAUUGACAUAACAAUAAUAAUGUCAGGCACUUAUGCAUUCGUUAUAAUUUUGUGAACGUUGAACAAAGGGUGCCUAAAAUCUUAGUUUAAAUGAAUUACCGAAUUAUAAUUGAAUAUUUGUCGACAGCAACUUAGUAAUGAAAAGUGCCUAUUGAAAAAAAUGUUGUGUAGUGAAUUAUUAGAAGAAAUGUUGACUUAAAAAAAAUCCAAUUACUCAAUUUCUGCAUACUAAAGUCUAUCUUUGUACGCAAAAAAAAAAUUAUUUCGUUCAUCAAUUCGAACAUUCGAUUAAAAUUUAAACGUACCUGAUUCCAGCAGUCAAAGAUAAUACAUUCGAACAAUGGCGUGUGUUGUGAUAGCAGUUUGAGAUAUUAAAAUACAACGGAGUUAGAUAAAAAUUCUGUGACUGCAAAAUGCCUUAUUCUGUGAUGGAGAAGUUUUAAUGAACGGCGUGAGAUGAUAAAAUUCUGUAAUGAAGACUAGAGAAAUUUUUUUUUACCGUGACUCGGCUUUUGGAUCCCCUGGUCACCGUAAUGAUAAUAGGUAAUAUGCGUAUAAUAGACACCACAAAAAUAUGAUGGAUGCAUUUUCAUGUAAUUUAAAGAUUAUUAUUGGCAUAUAUUGCCACUUAUUUAUACAUACAUACGUUAUAAAAAAAAUAAAUAAAUAAAUUAUAUUUGAUGUAAGGAUGAAGUAACAAUCUGUUGAUGUUACUACGGUGUAAUGGGUACAAGAUAAAUACAUAAGUGAUUAUGUAUAUAAUAUAUAUACAUAGAUGAAUAUUUAAGAAAUAUACACACAUGUAGAUAUAUCUAUAUACGAAUUUAUUUUAUUAUUUGAAAAAAAUGUUGACUUUCUGAAAUUUCACGGAUAAACCUAUACAACGAGUAAUCACAUGUACCGGACGUAAUAUUUUUAACAUGAAUCCUUGGCAUGUGAUCAAAAUAUCUUGUUCCGUAAAAAUAGAUGGAUACUAUAAUAUGCUGUAAAAAAAACAAAAAAAGGAAAUCCAGCCAAAAAAUCAAAUUCGUAAAUUGUUUUGUAAUUUUAGUUAUACGAUUUUAUUUAUCAUUGAUACAGAGCGUUUAUAUUACAAUAUUUAUUAAAACUAUCAAAUAAAUAGUGAGUUUCAUGAGUAUAGGUACUCUAAUCAGCGAGAGACGCUUACUGCUCUAGAUAUUCCCAUCUUAAAGCGCGUCGUCGACGACGCAACUCCGUGUAUAUAAUAUUACAUACAUAUUACUAAUUAUCGUUAGUACGACAAUCGUCAAAUACUUUUCAAAGCGAAUCUUUUUCGGAUUUGUUUGUACGCGGUACUUGUACAACUAAUACGAUAUU
Molecule: messenger RNA, 5720 nt
Organism: Neodiprion fabricii
Lineage: Eukaryota; Metazoa; Arthropoda; Insecta; Hymenoptera; Diprionidae
Product: zinc finger protein ehn-3
Exons: 6
Coding region: 492-1943 (483 amino acids)
Biological process (GO): regulation of transcription by RNA polymerase II
Cellular component (GO): nucleus
Molecular function (GO): DNA-binding transcription factor activity, RNA polymerase II-specific; RNA polymerase II cis-regulatory region sequence-specific DNA binding
Source: RefSeq, a predicted model, not a curated record